This is a messenger RNA of Phalacrocorax carbo (great cormorant), 5477 nucleotides long. The record is from RefSeq and is a predicted model, not a curated record. Lineage: Eukaryota; Metazoa; Chordata; Aves; Suliformes; Phalacrocoracidae.
AGGUUGAUACAGAGAUAACAAAUCAUAAAUGAAUUUUGAUGUGGAUUUUGAAAUACAGCUUGAAAUACUGUAGUGAUUUUUUUUCAGCAGAAUAAAAUCUGGGGCAGUUGCUAUAGUAAUGUGUAAGAGUGCUUGAGUUUCUGGAGAGUUUGCAGAGCUGCAUUAAUCACAAGGCUUAGGCAGCUUGGUCACAGGACCUCUUUGUGAGAAAGAACAUUAUGCAUCCUGAGAUGAUGUCUAAAAGUCCAGAGCUUGAGGUGAUUCCUGGGUAGUGUUUUCCCAGAUUCAGUGAAGCUUAAAAGGAUAAGAUCCAGGUACAGGGCUCUGUGACCGUCCAGCACAGGUGGACAAAAAUGGCCAUGCCACAAAAGAGGACUGAGUGAGGAAGAAAGGUUUUGGGGUUUUUUUCUUAAAAAGAAAAAAAGGAAGGAUAAGCUACUUCACUCUUUGUGGCUCAGAGUUUGGCACUGCUGUGAGGGAGAAGCACUGAAUUGACAAUCAGAGCUCUAAUUCCCAUCCUCUGAUAGAGUCCUGGUACCGUUUCGAUCCUGAGAGAUACCCUGACCAAAGGGACUGAGAGGGUAUCUGCAGUAAUAUGACUGCCUUCAUCAUCGUUGGCUAUAUGUUGAGAAACUUUUGACUUCUCUAUAUCCUGCUUAGUUUAUGCUUAUUAUUAAACGAAUCUGUGCUUUUCAGCCAAAACAGUAUCUUUUGCAGCACAGCUAUGGGUUCUGAUCAGAAAGGCAAUAACCAGUCAGAGGCUGAAAAAAUUUGCCCAGUCUUGGACAGCAGGUAACACCCUCUAUUCAUGGAGUCAGAAAGACAAGCUACAUUUACAGUAUUUGCUGUCCUUUAUAGAAAUACAGCAGGCCCUAUUAUCUGCACUUGUGCUGUUUUGCCUUCAAGAAAAGGGGCUGGGCUCCAACAAACAUUCACAACUGCUGAAGAUGAUCACAGCGAACUUCCUCUUUGCCCCCAGAAGGGUGGGUGUUUGCCAUCCGGAACACCAGACUUAAAUGACCAGCAAGCAGGAAGUUUUCCUUUCAAAACUGCAUUUCAACAUGAAGACGAGAGAAGAAGGAAUGUUAAAAUGAAAUCCUCAUUUAAUAUAGAGUGUUCACAUUUUAUCUCAUUCUUGUCUUCCAUUAUUAUUAACAAAAGAUAUUAAUUUUGUGUGGGGGGGUUUUUUGGUUUUUUUUUUUUCCUGAUGUCUAAGCAGGCUGAGGUCUCUUGACCUGAAGUUGUGAAAUUUCCCUUCUGCAGUUCCAGUGGAGAGAUUCUUCACGUGUUUGGGCAUAGUUCUGGUCCUAAGUAGCUUCGGUACCCAGCCAAGUGCAGCUGCGGUUCAUCUCUGGAUACCCCAGCACAACUUCCUGAAGACAGAAAUUGACCUCUCAAUUGGAUUUUACUGAGGAAUUAGUUUCUACUUAACUGAGAAAAUCAAUAACUGGAAUUAAAGAAUGGGAGUGAGGAGGAUUGAUAAGAACUUAGAACAAGGGGCUGGACUCAUCACUGAGACAUGUUGAACAGCAAACAAAGAUAUGCUUCUAUAUUUCUGUAAGGAACCAAGAUAAACCUGGAAGGCAUAAUGGGACCCCGUACAAAUGUCUAUGUCUUUGCUUGUGUCUUUACAUUCAUGCUAUGGAAUAGUAUCCAGGCAACUGUGGAAAAUGAAUUUAUUGCAAAUUACUCAAGCAGUUUGCUAACUAACAUUCCAAACAACAUUCCAGUCCAUACUCGUGUAUUAGAUUUAUCACAUAAUAGGAUCUCUGGACUCAGUAUCUCAGAGUUUAUUUCUCUUUCUGACCUUCAAGUAUUAAAUCUUUCUCAUAACCUAAUUACAGAGCUUGACUUCAGUGCCUUCAUUUUUAAUGAACAUUUAGAAUACUUAGAUUUAUCUCAUAAUAGCAUUUUGAAAGUUUACUGUCAAACUCUUCCAUAUCUUAGACAUUUAGAUCUUUCUUUCAAUAAGUUUACUGUCCUGCCCAUCUGUCAGGAAUUUGGGAACAUGUUUCGUUUGGAGUAUCUAGGAUUAAGUGCCACAAUGAUGCGAAGGUCAGACUUCAGGUAUAUUAUACCUUUGCAGCUUCACACAGUCUUCCUAACCUUAGAAGACUUUUCUCUGUAUGAGCCUCAGAGUCUGACAGCCUUGAAUACAAGGAGCCUCCAUAUUGUAUUUGCAGCAAACCAAAACUUCAGUUUUUACCUCCUGUAUGAUGGAAUGAGCACUUCAGAAACUGUAAAAAUAGUUAACUUAAGAUAUAGCUUGAGCUACAAGGAUUUCCCCUCUCCUACUUUAACGCUUCUGAAGAAAAUCAAGACAACAGCUCUAAUGCUUGACACUGUGGAUUUACAAUGGCCUAUAAUUUUGCAAAUUUUCCUGUUUAUUUGGUAUUCACCUGUGGAGCAUUUGACUGUGAGACAUUUGACUUUUCGGGGUCCACUGCGGGAGCUGAAUGAGUAUGAAUUUCUACUAUUAUUAAGCUCUCUGGAACAAUUAAUGUCUGUGGGUGGCCAAAUGAAAGCGCUAACUUUGGAGCAUGUUCGUAACAAAGUCUAUUAUUUCAACCAGGAGAUUCUAUACAGACAUUUUUCAGAGAUGAAUAUUGCCAGUUUGACAAUAUAUGAUGCAUAUAUGCCACACAUGCUUUGCCCCAAUAGGACAAGCUCAUUUCAGUAUUUAAAUUUUUCUCACAAUGCUCUGACAGAUGAAUUGUUCCACAAUUGUGGCACUCUGACAGAUCUGAAAUCGCUUGUUUUGAGGAGGAAUAAAUUUGAGAGCCUUUCCAAGGUAAGCUUCAUGACCAGCCGUAUGAAAUUGCUGAAAUAUUUGGACAUGAGCAACAACUUGCUGAGUCACGCUGCAGCUGAUGUGCAAUGCCAGUGGGCUGAGUCUCUGACAGAGUUGGACCUGUCCUCAAAUCAGUUGACGGAUUCCGUGUUUGAGUGCUUGCCUGUCAACAUCAAAAAGCUUGACCUACAAAACAAUCAGAUCACCAGUGUGGCCAAGGGGAUGGCUGAGCUGAAAUCCUUGAAAGAGCUGAACCUGGCAUCAAACAGGCUGGCUGACCUGCCAGGGUGCAGUGGCUUUACGUCCCUGGAGUUCCUGAAUAUAGAGAUGAAUUUGAUCCUCACCCCAUCUGCCGACUUCUUCCAGAGCUGCCCACGGGUCAAGGAGCUACAAGCUGGGCACAACCCGUUUAAGUGUUCUUGUGAACUGCAAGACUUUAUCCGUCUGGAGAGGCAGUCUGGACGGAAGCUGUUUGGCUGGCCGGCGGCAUACACGUGCGAGUACCCGGAAGACUUGCAAGGAACGCAGCUGAAGGACUUCCACCUGACUGAACUGGCUUGCAACACGAUGCUCUUGCUUGUGACAGCUCUGCUGCUGACGCUGGUGCUGGUGGGUGUCGUGGCCUUUCUGUGCAUCUACCUGGAUGUGCUGUGGUACGUGCAGAUGACGUGGCAGUGGACGCAGACAAAGCGGAGAGCUUGGCACAACCACCCCGAAGAGCAGGAGAGAGUUCUGCGGUUCCACGCGUUCAUUUCCUACAGCGAGCGUGAUUCGUUGUGGGUGAAGAACGAGCUGAUCCCAAACCUGGAGAAGGGGGAGGGCGGUAUCCAACUGUGCCAGCACGAGAGAAACUUCAUCCCUGGCAAGAGCAUUGUGGAGAACAUCAUUAACUGCAUUGAGAAGAGCUACAAGUCGAUCUUUGUGUUGUCUCCUAACUUUGUGCAGAGUGAGUGGUGUCACUAUGAGCUGUACUUUGCCCAUCACAAAUUAUUCAGUGAGAAUUCCAACAGCUUAAUCCUCAUUUUACUGGCGCCGAUCCCUUCGUAUGUUAUCCCUGCGAGGUAUCACAAGCUGAAGGCUCUCAUGGCAAAGCGGACGUACCUGGAGUGGCCGAAGGAGAGGAGCAAGCAUGCUCUUUUCUGGGCUAACCUGAGGGCAGCUAUUAGCAUUAACUUGCCAAUAUCCUUUGAAGCAAAUGAGGAGCAGAAUCAUAUUACUUCUACUGGUAGUGUAAGUCAGUAUGUGAAUAACUGACUUGAGUGUCUUGCAUUAAAUUGUGUUAAUCAAAUUUUUAUUGUAUCUUACAUCAUUUGUUGUUUAUAGCAAAAUGUGAUUGUGAUACAUGCAGAAAUUGCUCUUGCUUAUUCUAAUCAUGAAAGUAGUUAGAAAUCUUCUUUAUUUGCCCACCAUCAACAAAGGGAAGGAGAGAGAAAUUUUCAUAAUGAAUAUACUGAUUUUUGUAGACUUACGUUGCCUUUAUUUUGGACUUCUUCCAUUGCUUCUAGCCAUAUUCGAAAGUAACAAAAGUAGUGGUUGGUUCAAUGUCAUCAGGACUGUCAAGGCAUGCAUUUAAUCUUUGUUCUUACAUGGAUGUUUUGCGGUUAAUGUGGAAGGGAUUUGCUCCCUUGGGUUUAAUUAAAUAAUACAAAGAAGAAAACUAUUGUUUAAAUCCUUUCCUGUACAUUGGUCUAGUAGAUGUCAAGGGUGCAGUAUCUGUACAUCUUCAGAUCUCACUGAGUCUUGUUAGGAGUCUGUUUUCCCUUCCUGGAAGUCUUUCCCUUCAUCACAGACAGAGACUUUUCUAGGUCAGAGCUGAAAGUUGGAGCCAUUCGUCCCUGUUUAAUAUUCUUCUUCCUUUGCUAUACUGAACAUUCCCACUUACCUAGAUUCAGGUACCAAGUCACAAUUUCACAGAAUUUGCUAUUCAUUAUCUUCAAAAUAAUAGCUAAUAUCUGAACUUAUGAAAUGUUUAUAGUAUUAGAAUAUUGCUGCUUUCUGCUAUGAUCAUGUCAAGCUAUAGUGGGUUGCUUGUUUUCUUGUUUUCUGAAACAUAGUUAUGUAUUUCAAGAAAAUAUUUUUCUUAUUAUGAGCUUUUUCAUCUGUAAGAGGAUAGAGAAAAAUGAGAUGCCUCAAUCUAUUACCAUUUCCUUACAAAAAUUUCCCUCAGUUGUGCCACCGUAGUUCUUCUGAAAAUUACGAAAUAUAGUUUAUUUCUAACUCUCUGCAGCAGCUAAUAAUAACCUACAUUAUAAUGUAGUUUUAUAGGUAUUUAGAAUAUGUUUUACAUUAUAAUAACAGGAAACCCCCUCAUAUUUAUAGAAAAUUGGCAAUGCUGCAAAUGAACAGGAGGAAACAGAAGUUGUGCAACGAUUGAGAAAGAGUGGUAUUACCAGAACUGUCACUGAGUUAGGUCAUUUAUUAAGUAUUUAAACUCAGAAGCUUGAUGUUUGGAGGUAAAUCCCUUUUAUUGCCAGACUUUCACUGAACUGUAUUACCUUGCCCUUUUAUUAGCAGGUACUGAGGGGCAUCAUGCAGAUGAAAAAGGAGUAAUUUUCAUUGGGAGAUAAUUUAUCUGCUAAAAUCAAACUGAUUAAACUAAUGGUGUUUGUGGAUAGGAGACAUCUAAUCAUUUGCUGUGCUUGGAUUUAAUUUGACAAUCUAAUAAACCUCUAAUUUUUUAUCUGUU